Molecule: messenger RNA, 963 nt
Organism: Saprolegnia diclina VS20
Lineage: Eukaryota; Oomycota; Saprolegniomycetes; Saprolegniales; Saprolegniaceae
Exons: 1
Coding region: 1-963 (320 amino acids)
Source: RefSeq, a predicted model, not a curated record
AUGGGCGGCGAAGGCCAAAUGACCGCGUCGCUGGGCCGCGUCGUGCUCGUGACCUUCCCCGCAUCCUGCAGCGUGCUGCCCAUGGUCAUCGACGGCGCCUACCUCGGCCACGUCGGCCUCGUCUUCUUCGACCAGCUCUUCCAGAGCGUCGCGCCGGAACUGCCGCUCGUGCUCUGCCGAACGGUCGAGACAGACCAAGAGGCCGUCGUCGAGUGGAUCAAGUCGCCGCAUGCCCUCGCAGACGUCCUGCGCGCUGCGCCUGCGUCGUGCCUGCGCCUUCACGCCGUUGUUGACAGGGGCUACGCAGCGAGCAAGAUAUACCACGCGAUCCCUGCGACAAGCCCCAACUACUCGCCCGAGAUCGUGGCCGUCGAGCCCGAAGAAGACGACAACGGACACAUGACCGACCUCGAUGUAGUGGAUGAUGCGCCAGAGUGGACACCAUCGCGCGAAACGGAGCCAGAACUCGCCGCCUCGACGAGCGUCUUUGACAAGCUGCGCACCCUCUUCACGCGUGAGCCGAGCCCGCCCAAGCCAGAGGCAGUGUCGUCCAACUGGUGGUCGGCUUCGACGCAGUUUUUCCGACCUGCCAUCCACGAAAGCAAGCCGCAGGUGACGUCGACGCCGCCGACGCCCGAGCCGCCCAAGCUGGCGUCCUCGCAGGUCAUAUCGCGCGACCGCUUUGCGACCGACCGCCUCAGUGCGUCGCACCACAUCUUUAUCCCGCGCAUGGAGUACACAACGGCUAGCGACGUGCCAAGCGUCAACGACGGACCGUCGCCCACCGUUGCGCCAGCCACGACCGUGUUACCCCCUGCGCCAGUCGCCGCGCCGGCGGCCGAGCCGCACUUCUUUAUCGCGUCGUCGUGGUACAAGGAAGCCGACCGCAUGAGCGCGUCGUUCCAGCACACGCGACUCGGCGCCAGCCGCACCGAAGUCGACGGGUCGUUCAUUUGGAUUUGA